This is a messenger RNA of Cladophialophora immunda, 1690 nucleotides long. RefSeq lists its product as uncharacterized. The record is from RefSeq and is a predicted model, not a curated record. The transcript has 2 exons. Gene Ontology annotation, molecular function: heme binding; fatty acid 2-hydroxylase activity; iron ion binding. Gene Ontology annotation, cellular component: membrane; endoplasmic reticulum. Gene Ontology annotation, biological process: fatty acid metabolic process; lipid biosynthetic process. The coding region runs from base 194 to 1381 and encodes 395 amino acids. Lineage: Eukaryota; Fungi; Ascomycota; Eurotiomycetes; Chaetothyriales; Herpotrichiellaceae.
GACAGGAGGCAAAAACCGCAAACCGCAAACAUCCAUAAAUUUCCCUAUCCUCAAGGCUUGCUCCAUGUCAGCACCUCUGCCCUUGAUAUCUGUGCAUUGCCAAUCCUCCUUCUGAUCUUGCGUUCGGCCACUCUUCGCCCUCCUUCAACCUAGCCACCAGUCUCUCCCUAAUUCCCACUUCCCGUAGCCCAACAUGCCGGGCAAGACGCUCCCUACAAUCACCCGCGCCGAGGUGGAACAGCACAAUAGUCGGAAGUCGUGCUACGUGACAAUCGGAGAGCGUGUUUUCGAUGUGACGGACUUUAUCGACGAUCAUCCUGGCGGCGCCGAGUUGAUCCUCGAAUUUGCCGGCAAAGAUGUCAAGGAAAUCAUGGAGGAUGAAGACUCACAUUUCCACACCGAGACCGCCUAUGAGAUCCUGGAAGAAAGCCUGAUUGGUUUCGUACCCACAGAGGCCGUCCUCAAGACUGCCGUGGACUCCUCGCACCCUGACCAGGUCGUCCCGCUACCUGCGACAGCCGAAGGCAACGAACAACUGAAGGCUCAUGGCGUGCAAGCCGGAAACCUCCCUUCCCGACCCCUCUACGCAUCGACAGGCAUGUCCUCAGAAGAUGAUCUCUCAAAAGAGACGGACCUGGAUCAAGAUUGGAAGACACAUAAAUUCCUCGACUUGAACCGGCCCCUUUUCCCGCAGAUGAUCUUCAGCAAGUUUUCAAAGGAGUUCUACCUCGAGCAAGUCCACCGGCCUCGACACUACAAGGGCGGUGACUCCGCGCCAUUGUUUGGAAAUAUCCUUGAACCGCUCAGCAAGACAGCUUGGUACGUGGUGCCAAUGCUGUGGCUGCCUCCUGUCCUCUACGGGUCGGUCCUGGGAAUCAGCAAUCUUCCAAAUCCCCUCAUUGGUAUCGCAUAUUGGAGUCUGGGUCUCUUUCUGUGGACACUGGUGGAAUACCUCUUGCACCGCUUUCUGUUUCACAUUGACGGCUUUCUCCCUGACCACCCGCUCUUCCUGACCCUACAUUUUGUCCUGCACGGGAUUCAUCAUUACCUGCCCAUGGACAAAUAUCGGCUCGUCAUGCCACCCGCAUUGUUCCUCAUUCUGGCCACCCCGUUCUACAGACUCGCGCAUUUCGUGUUCUGGUACAACUGGUAUGCGGCAAUCACGGUCUUCAGCGGUGGAAUCUUCGGCUACAUCUGCUAUGACUGCACGCAUUACUGGUUGCAUCAUCAUCAAUUGCCGGCGUACGUGAGGGAUUUGAAGAAGUAUCAUCUGGCCCAUCAUUAUCAGAACUUCGAGCUUGGAUUCGGUGUGACGUCCAAGUUCUGGGACUACGUCUGGGGCACAGAGCUCAAGUACACGAAACCGAUCAAGUCAACUUGAGCUGUCCCCGGCAGCUUAUGGAAGCCAUUGGCGACAGCCUUUACUUGUACAAUUACAUCUCAGCAUGAUAGAAGGGCAACAGCAUGGACGAUAUCACAAGACGGGGUCUAGACUCGGCGGAGGCGCGGCCUGUCGCUGUUUCGCCCUCCUGAUUGAAUUGUCAUAGACUUCCUCGGCGUUCAGGGCACAAAGACAGGGCGGGCUGGGAAGGGAAAGGCAGACCUCUCAAUUCAAUUACAUACCACCGACAUCUGAGGGCUUGGAUAGGAAUGUACAGCACCCGUAAUUAAUAUUAAUGACUGCACGAAA